AUGAUCGCGAAAGGGGUGGCAGAUGCAGAGGAGGUCGACGCAGUCGGCGAGAAUGCCGUAUUAGAUGAGAACUUGAUUUCUGUGUUGCCCGCCGGCAGCAAAGUUGUGAAUGUGGCAUAUUCGGGUAUGAGUGCGUGGGUCAGGACGCUCAAGAUCGACGUUGAGCUACCGGACGGAUCUACAGAGUCUUACUUCAAAAAGGGCGCGCCUGGAAACCGAGGUCGCGAGAUGAUGAAAGGGGCGUUUGAGUCCGAGAGCCUUGUCUACUCGUUUAUUCCGGAUCACGUCCCCAAGCCCGUCGCCUGGGGCACGUACAAGUCCAAACCAAACAUGCACUUCUACCUGUGUCACUUUCAGGACAUGACCGACGACCUUCCCGACCCGGCCAGGUUCGGAGCGAUGCUCGCGCGGCUGCAUCGCAGGAGCAUGGGCAAGUCGCCCGCCGGGAGAUACGGCUUCCACGCACCGACGCAUCUCGCUUUCAUCCCGAACGACAACUCCUGGGCCGACACCUGGACCGAAUGGUUCUCCGGGGCCAUGUUGCGGAUGUUCACCGAGGAAGAGAAGUCCCAGGGCCACGAUGAGGAGCUGGACCUGCUGAAGACUGCGUUGCUCGACAAGGUGAUCCCUCGUUUGUUGCGACCAAUGGAGACAGGAGGGCAUGCGAUCCAACCUUGUCUCUGUCACUCGGAUGUGUGGCCAGGUAAUGUCAAACGCGAUGCGGCCGACGGCAAGAUUGUCUUCUUCGACUCCUGUGGCUUCUGGGGCCAUCAUGAAUCCGACCUCGGAUGCUGCAAAGCACCUCGCUAUAGUCUCGGCCGUCCAUAUGUGGAGGAGUAUUUCAAGAACAUCCCCGUCUCGGAACCCGCGGAAGAUUUCGAGGACCGGCAUGCUUUAUACGCUCUGUGA
Neoarthrinium moseri is the source of this 909-nucleotide messenger RNA. RefSeq lists its product as uncharacterized. The coding region runs from base 1 to 909 and encodes 302 amino acids. The transcript has 4 exons. The record is from RefSeq and is a predicted model, not a curated record. NCBI's taxonomy places the organism in Eukaryota, Fungi, Ascomycota, Sordariomycetes, Amphisphaeriales, Apiosporaceae.